Salvia hispanica is the source of this 1110-nucleotide messenger RNA. The record is from RefSeq and is a predicted model, not a curated record. Lineage: Eukaryota; Viridiplantae; Streptophyta; Magnoliopsida; Lamiales; Lamiaceae.
AUGGGUGCAUCAAACAGGCAGCCACCAUUGGCACCAACAUUAAACAGAUCAGCUCCACCACCCUCCCGGCCUGCCUGCCUUAGUCCAAAGAAAUCAACAACCAAAUUGAAGAGGUCUUCACACAUGGGAAAUCUGUAUCGAACUCUCAAAGGCAAAGUAGAAGGAUUGGCUUCAUAUGGAAAAUCAGCAGGGCGAAAGGCUAAAGUCGGAGGAGGAACCUCCAAUGGAGGGAAACAAGGAAUGGCCGAUGCAUUGGCAGAGAUGAGAAAAGCAUAUUUCAUACAAAUUGAAGAAGAUGUCAAGAAUUAUGAGGCAGUGAUAAAGGAGUUGAAAACUUCCAUCGGGUCCUUCCAGCCAUCCGACAUGGCCGAGCUCAUCAAAUUCCACAAACACGUAGAAUCUCACCUCGAAAAGCUUACAGAUGAAACUCAGGUGCUAGCAAGAUUUGAGGAUUUCCCAAGCAAGAAACUGGAAGCUAUAAGGAUGUCAGCAACUCUGUAUCUAAAGUUAGAUGCAAUCGUAACCACUCUGCGCAACUGGCAAAUAGUCGCACCUGCUGGCAAACUCCUCGACAAAGCUGAAGCUUACUUCAACAAGAUCAAGGUAGAACUUGAUGCACUAGAGCGGACUAAAGACGAAGAGCUGAAGAGAUUCCAAGCUCAGAAAAUCAAUUUUGAUUUCGGAAUCCUAGUACGCAUCAAAGAAAUGAUGGUUGAUUUUUCUUCUAGCUGCAUGGAGCUGGCUCUUAAGGAGAAGAAAGAAGCAAUAAAAGAACACAAUAGUGGUGGGAAGAGUGUAUCAUCAAAGAUCCUAUGGAGGGCCUUCCAGUUUGCAUUUCGUGUCUACACAUUCGCCGGUGGACACGACGACCGCGCCGACAAGCUCACAAGGGAAGUGGCACAUGAAAUUGAGAGCCAUAACUAAUCAAAGACUACGCAGGAGACCAUCCCAAUGUUCGUUUUGUCACAUAAAAAGCCAAUCCCCACUCCCCAAAAACAAACACUAUAUGUAAAUAUAGAUGUUUGAGACGAUAUUUAUUGAACUUGUUGGCAUUUCCAAGUGUAUAUGGUUCAGUAAAUUAUUUCGUUUUAACAGCAAAGGUUGUGUGUC